Molecule: messenger RNA, 9126 nt
Organism: Trichogramma pretiosum
Lineage: Eukaryota; Metazoa; Arthropoda; Insecta; Hymenoptera; Trichogrammatidae
Gene: tefu
Product: serine-protein kinase ATM
Exons: 21
Coding region: 319-8742 (2807 amino acids)
Biological process (GO): DNA repair
Molecular function (GO): protein binding; protein serine/threonine kinase activity
Source: RefSeq, a predicted model, not a curated record
GAAAUAGUACGCAUUAUUCGUCUGUCAGUCCGCAGUGCUGCAAUGUAAGCCGGUCUGAAAAUGUGUUUCUCGCUUUUAAAUCCGUAAUCUCGUGUUCUUUUUAAAACACUUGACCCUGUGAUUGUUAUUAUUGUGUGAAACAUGUGAUAUUUUUUUCAAUUGUCAUUGUGACACUUGUCAAUUGUUUUUAUUCUUUAUUUGUUCACGAUGCGGUGUGCUUAAUUGUCAAAUUAGUGUAGGUUAUUGUGGUAAACAGUUUUGUGUGUUUGUGAGUCGUUUUUAUAAUAUAAAAAUUUGUCAGUGAUAUUCUUUGUCAAAAUGACUAGUAUGGAAAGACUUGAGUCAUAUUUGGCUCAAGCCAAAAGCAAAAAAGUCACAGAAUAUAAGAAAGCCAUUAAAUCUUUACUAGAGUUUUGGGAGAAUGAUCCAGAAGUGGUUAUAGAAAAGAUAACUGAUACUUCUAAGGCUUCACAAUGUUUUAGUAAUUCUGGAUGUUAUUCUUGGAAUGACAUUUUCUUCAUUGUUCAUGAAUUAUUUUAUAGUGAAAUUGAUAGGAUUUCUAAACUCAGUGGUAACUCUGGAAAAUUGGAUAAAGAAAGAGUAGUCAAACUUGUUCAAAUUACAUCCCAAAAAGCCAACUUCUGUUUAAAAGCAAAAACUGUAGUUUCAUCAGUAUUAGGAAUAUUAGAGCCACAUAGAACUUGUGUGUUUUCUGAGUAUUAUGAAAUGUAUUUUAGUAUACUAAAGAAAUAUGUGCUUCAAGAGCGUUCUCAGAGAAUAUUUAUAGGCUCAAAACAAUGGUCAGCAUUAUUAGAAGCAUGUGAACAAAUUUUGAAUGAAAUUAUUCCAAAUGUUGAUUAUGUCAAAGUUCUUGAAGCUCUUGAACUUAUUAUUCGAUAUGGUUGUUCACUGUCAAAUUUAAUGUUUCAAGCCCAAUCAUUUCUUUCUACAAUUGAAAAAUUAUGGAAUAACUAUGAACAAUAUUCCAUGAAAUCAACUGAUGUUUUAUUCAAGUUAACUUUUACUGUAUGCCAUCAAAUAGCCACAGAUAGUAGGCAUAUUUUGUGCCAAUUUUCUGAAUGUCUUCCAUUAUCUUUAAUUGAUUUAAAAGGACCUGAAGAAAAAUAUAGAUUAUACCUUUUAUUUGUUAAAAUUCAUCAUCCAAAUGGCGCUACUUUGGAUGAGGAAAUUAGUUUCUCUUAUAAUCCAGAUAAGUGGAAGGCGGUGCUCAAUCUUUUGUAUCGAAUGAUAUUAAAUGAUAUUAAACCUUCAAAUUUGUCAACUAAUUUCAUAGAGUUAGCAGCAGAAGUUUUUCACCAGAGAAUAUUUAUAAAAUUGCCUCCUGAACUCUCGCAAAUUUCAAAUACAUUUGAAGAAAGUAUUAGUAUUUAUAUACAGCCUAAAAAAAAAAGGAAAUUAUCUGAUGAGAACAAUAAACUCAUUGACCUUGUCAAUGAACGUGAUCCUGAAAGAGCUUGGCCUAUGAUUCAGAUAGCCAUUACUUUAUACAAAAAGUAUCCUAAUUGUCUUCCAUUAGAAGAUUACAUUGAAUUUCUAGAAAUAAUAACCAAGUUGAUGAAUAAAGUCUGCAAAAAUGUAGCUAUAAUGGAAGAUUUGUGUAAACUUGCAAUUGUGUUUGUUCAAAAUGAAAAUAUCUAUGCUCCAAUUGACCUCAAAACUCAUUGGGAUAAAUUAUGGGAUACUAUAUUAAGUUAUCUCAGUAUAUCCCAUAGAGAAACAAUAAAACAGGGUUGCAUCUUAGUUCAAUGGUUAAUAUCUAGAGAAAAAGUGUCUAAUCCAAAUAUUUUAUUGAAACUAUAUUUGACUUCAUCAAUUCAGUGGUCAAAUGACAGCAUUGAAACACUCAAGGUUUUUUGCGAGCACAAUUUGAUACCUAAUACAAUUGAAGGCUAUGAUAUGAGUUCAUCAUCCAUGACAAAUGAUUCUAUAAAAAUUCAAUUACUACAAUGGACAUUAAAUACUUUAACUAAACAUUUAAAUAAUCCUCUAAAGAUUCCAGACUUUAGUAAAGUAUUAAUAGGAUUUACUCUCAAGUCUUGGUAUAAAUUGAAGAAACCAUCACAAAAUGUUGUUGAAAAUCAUUUCAUCAGUUCAGAAAAUAAUCCUUAUGAUAACAUCAAAGACAUUGAAGUGAAACAUAUUGAGGAAUGUUACUUGUCAUUAAAACUGCAAGGAGAUUUACUAAUAAAUAAACAGGAAUGUUUAAAUGCUGAGGCAAAUGAAGAUUUAGAUUAUUCAUAUGGAAAGAAUAUAAUGAAAUAUUUGGUUAAUAGUUUGUCAAGUAGUAUUCAAACAGAAAUAACUGAUAAAGAUUUGAGUUCAGUAAUAACAAAAGCAGUAGUACUUGCUACUCUUAUUUCAGAUUUGAAAGCAAUGAAAAUGAUUCCAUGCAGUUUCGACGAAUUCUAUUUAGUUAAUGAUUUCAAAGAAUAUUUAACAAGAAUCAUGAAUCAUAUUAUUAACAUCAAUUGGUCGAGAAAUAUUCGCUGCACUUUAGAAAUUACUAAAUCCUUAAUGACACUGUAUCGUUCGCAAUAUGAUGAAUCGAUUAAUCAAAUUAUUCUAGAUUUAACCGAGUUUUUGGCUUUGAAAAAAAUCUAUGACAUUGCAAAAAUUAGUAUGGAUGAAUUUCAAUCUGAUGAAAAAAUUCCUCAAUGUAAAAGGAACGCAAACAUCAUAUUAGCUUCAUACUGCUGCAUAAAAACAAACAAUGAAUUGUCCGAAGAUCAGAUGAAAAUCGCUAAUACACUUUUAAUAUUUGACAAGUACGACUUGUCCAUUAAAUCUCAUGCUGUAGGCGUUAUCACGCUUUUAGAUAUUUUAAUGGACAUUCCGCAAUCUGUGAUGAAUGCCGACUUCAUAAAACUAUUGAUGGAGUUUAUUAAUGAAUUGUUCAAUUACUGGUGCAAAGAUGAUAAAAUAAAUCGCUUCCUACUGAGUAAAUUACCGAGAUUACUAGAGAAAUUUUUAAAAUUUGGCGACGAAAAUAAUUCUCACAAAAUUUUGGAGAUUAUCCAGUUGUAUCACGAUUACUUUGCAAAAGGUGCCUUUGGCCAAAUGUCUCAUCUGUCUCUGAUUCAAUGUUUCAAUUGUAUCGUUGAAAAUAGAGCCCUUGCUUCUCUCGUCAAUGACAAUGUAGUUCUGAACCAAGAUAUAUUUACUACAUUUCUGAAGAGUCCGUACUAUCUCGUUCGCUACGAAUGCAUAAAAUAUUUACAGUCGAUAUUUUCAACUAAAAACAUUUCCAAUUUAUGGAAGCAAGAUUAUUUCAUCAAGUUCAAAGUAGCCGUCUACGAGAUCUUUCUCGUUGAUCGUGAAUUGACCGACCAAGCCAAAUCGGAAGAACGAGAGCUCAGAAGCGUCAGCGCGAUGCAGUUCUUGGCCACUGUCAUCUGCAGUAAAAGCAGUUUCCAGAGUCAGGCACUUUUCAUGAUGUUGCAAAUUAUAGUUGAAAAAAGUAUCAGUAAGAAGAAAGUGACGAAAAUUUUGGAAUUGAUCGAAUCGACGAACAAAUCACCAAAAAGCAUCGUCGUCCAGAACAUCAAUUAUCUAAUUGACUCGUGGUGCCAAGAUACGGAUAAAAAUUUCGAAGACUUUCCGCACUACUUUUUCUAUUGCGACGACGAAUACACGUUUUUGGAGCGCUACAUAAAAUUCAUCUUUCCCGCGUUGAUUCGUCAGCAGAGAAUCGAGGAUGCAAAGGAGAUCGCCAAAAAGCUCAAUUACUCUUUCGAACUAAUCUUCAAACAUUGCUGCGUCAAUAUCAUUCCUUGGGCACUAAUUGACUCGUCGAACGUUUUAGAGCGUAUGCAAAAUAACGAGAACGAAUUCGAGUCGAUUGGUAAAUUCGACUCGCUGAUCAAAGAAAACUUGCAAAAUGUGAUGAUUCAAAUGGUUCUACGACUGCACGAUUUGGACCACUUUUACUUGACUUUUGAGACGACGGUGAAUUUGCCAGCCUCCGAUCCACCUCAUUACGAGGUUGCAGCCAUAAACUUGGGCUUCCGUAAACUGAUGAAGGUCGUGGCCGGUGGCGCGCCGCAGUCCGUCUUUCUCAUCGUGAUCAAGCGCAAACCCAGCACGAUUCAGAAAAUAUUGCUGUUUCUCACGCGCAACAUCUAUUUCGCCCACAUAUGCGAGUACAGAGCGAAGGCCGUCCACCAAUACGUAUACUUUUGCACCAGAAUAAUCGAUCUUCUGAAAGAACCGUGCUCGGACCCCGUAGCCUCUUACUUCAUCCGAGAUAUCACCUGUACUUUGCUCAAUCUCGCUAAGGAGGAUGACGAGAUCGUGGCUAAUAUGUGUCUGACUUACUUGCACACAUUUUUGAAAAGUUUGAUGCCUUCGAGAUCGAACGAGAUCGGUAAAAUUCUCAGCACUUGCGUUAAAAUUUUGGGACCGAUGAUCGAGGAAAAAAAUAAACAGCAGAAAGUAACGAAGGUGUUGGAUUUACUACUGAAGGAAAGUCGACCCUUGCUUACCUUUGCCAUAAGCAGUCUUGGCAGUAUACCGAAAUCCUUCAGAGACGAAAAUAGUACGGAAAGAACAUUCCAGAGCGUGUACGAAAAUCUCGUUCACUUCCUCGAUUCGAACGACGAAAAGUCUUGCAGCAUAGAUAAUUUACAGACUUUGAAACAGCAGCUGAGCUCGAACCACGGAGAUCUCGAAAAACUGUACGAGGAGCUCGAAAUGACUCAAGGUUUCGCCGAGGACUGUGAAUCCAGCGUACUGCAUCGGUUGAUUUAUCGACUGAUACGACUCACGGAAUCGACCGACAUCGAUCUCGCUCUCGAGGCUGCCAAAUGCCUGGGGAUUCUGGGACCCGCCGAUCUCGGCACGAUGAUUCUGCAUCCGCAAGAGACUCAGCGUCGAGAAUCCGACUCGAAAGCCGACCUACUGACUCUCAAAAUUUGUGAAUCGCUGUCGGAGCUCGUCGUGAGCUCCGACAUCGAUAUGCGUGUUGCCAGUAGCGAUGCUCUUCACGCAAUUUUAGAAUCGGCAUGGGGUAAUAGACUGGCCGAUUUGACAGGAAAGGAGGCAAAUACUUUGAUAAACAUCGCCGAGUACUUAUAUCCGUUCAAAGGCCCAUCUAAGUCAAACGUGACCAAUUUACACGUCGACGUUGAAGAAUUUGAUACACUUUUUAUUGAUAAAAAUGAAUUGUGGUCUGGCCAGAAGGAGGAUUCCUACAGUUCGUGGCUUGCACAAAUAACUUCAUCUGUAGCUUGUUGUUUAGCAGCUUUUUAUAGCAAGAGUCUGAUACCAGUUUUCAAGCUCAACGCACAAUUUUGUGAACUAUCGUUACCUCGUUUAAUAUGCAUCAUUAUCGAUACCGAACCAAAUGCUGCCAAAAGAAUAUGCCAUUGCAUCAAUUAUUUUUUCCAUCAUCACUUCAACGAAGGCAGUUUGGACCCGCAUUCUGCUUUGACUUUAUCAAAGUCACGAGACGCCAUCCGAUGCAUGUUAGAAGUGGUCAAUCACUUGCGCAUUCAGACGAAUGAACGAGUUCCUUUGAAUUUCAAUUAUUUGAACAUAGCAUUGGCAGCUCAAUUCUGCUCCGCUUACUUUUCGUCGGUUCUCUACGCCGAGUUGUGGUGCCGAUCGAAUUUGGAUAACGUGCGCUAUUUCGACAGCAUACCGAUCAUCGAUCAAAUUUACGAGCAAAACGCCAAACGAGGCAAAAUCGUUCAGGACAUUUUAAAAGAAGCGUACUCGAAAAUUGGAGAUACCGAUUCCAUUCACGGCUGUGGAUCGUCUCAUCUGCAGGAUCGAAGAUCGAGAAUACCGUAUUACAAAAAUUUUCAAAAACUGGAUAAACUCGUACUAUCGUAUGACGCCGAACUCAGUGUUAAUCGCGACAUGUCUGCAUCGGGAAUGAUAAGUGCCUUGAAAGAAUCGAGCCUACAUUUCUUGGCUAAAAGUUUGAUAACUUCAACGUCGUCAAAGGAUGACACCAUGGAUGAAUACUGCUACGAUACCCUUUGGAGAUUGGCUGAUUGGGAUCAAGUCACGAAUCUGAGUUCGUCCAGCAAGUCCAAGAAAAAGGAAGAUUUUCCUGCUUAUCAUUACGAAGCUCUCAAGCAUUUGCACGAAAAUAGCAUUGGUCCUUUUAAACAUUUUCUCAAGGAAGCUCGCUGUCGCAUAAUCGAGGAUCUGAGGACGAUCAGUCUCGAAAGUUGCAAAGCCGUUUAUCCAAAACUCUGCCAGUUACAAAUGCUGCGCGAAAUCGAAGAAUUCGGAACGUGCGACCCGGAGGAUUAUGAAAAUCUGUUAGCCAAGUGGGACAAAAAGAAAUUCGUCUUCAACAAUCAUUUUCAAUACGUGGAACCCAUACUUUCUCAACGAACUACGAUAUUUCAAAUCCAAAACUCAAGGAAAGUUAACCCGAUCAUCAAAACUGCUUUUUUCAAUAACUUACUUGAUACAGCGCGACUGGCUCGACAGAGAGGUCAUCUCAGUGCAGCUGCGCGAGCUUUAGAAACUUUAUCUCAACAAGUUAAUCUCAAUGAUGAAACGGAAAAUCGACUUCUUUAUCACGAGGCGAAGCUGGCUUGGAUGCGAGAGGACGAAGAUAUGGCACGGUUUAAUUUACGACGCCUCAUCAAAAGUGAUUCGGUAAAGCCAAAUUUAAUGGCGCGAGCCUUGCGCGUUUACGGCAAUUGGAUAGCCGAAAACAAAUCGGAAAAUCCUCAGGCAAUAAUCGAGAAAUAUUAUGACAAAGCGAUCGAUGUCUAUCGGAAAAUGGACGAUUUGUCCGAUACCGACUUGAGCGAUGGAUGUCGCGCGCAAGCUGCUCUGGCGCAGUUCUCUCACGAGCAGUACAUCGUAAUCACGGACUACAUGAUGUCACCUCAAUUCGAAAGUCUCAAAGAGUGCAUCAAUUAUUCCCGUAAUGUACUAUCGAAAGAUCUGAAAAAUCAUCACGACCUAGACGUGCGUAAAGCUGUCUCGCUGAGUAACAGGCAAAUUUCGAAUGAUUCGAUCGAGGUUCAAAAUUUACACAAUGAUCAGGCUAUGUAUCUUACGAUUGCAAUUAGAAAUUAUCUCUCAACUUUACAAAACAGCGAAGAGCAUGACUUUUUAAUAUUCAGACUGGUCUCGCUGUGGUUGGACAACAUGUACGAUAACGAAGUUAAUGGGCUUCUGAACAAACAUCUGAAACGCAUUCCUUCCUACAAAUUUAUACCAUUGAUUCCCCAAUUGGCACCUCACAUGAGCAACGUUACCGAUACGUUCACGAAUAAAAUCGAGAGUAUACUCGAGCGCUGCGCCAUGGAACAUCCGCACCACACGUUGCCGAUCCUGCUGGCGCUUAAAAAUUUAUACAACGAUUCGAAAUAUUGCGGGAAAAAAGUCACCAAAGCAGAGCCUCGAGUGCUGGGUGCUCAACAACUCAUCCAACGGUUGAGUUCCACCGAAAUUGGUCCUAUAAUCGAAGAAAUGGACAGAUUAUCUGAUGCGCUCGUUAAGCUCGCAUACUACGACAUUGACGUAAAAGGAAGAGCACCGUCUGCAAAAUGCAUCAUACCAAAAGCCAUAUCGAUAUGUAAUAUACAGAAUUUCGAACAUGCAGCCGUACCGACUGUAACUGUAGAUAUAAAGAAAAAUGGAAAAUAUUCGAACGUUGUUUGUGUAGCAGCAUAUGAUGAGUUUUAUGGUAAUGUCGGCGGAAUCAAUGCCCCCAAAAAAAUCAUUUGUCUGGGAACUGAUGGAAUUAAAAGACCUCAACUUGUGAAGGGUAAAGAUGAUUUGAGGCAAGAUGCAGUUAUGCAGCAAGUCUUCACGGUAAUGAAUAGCUUGCUGAAAAGUAACAAGGAAGCCAAGCAGCGAAGAUUGUACGUCAGGACUUACAAGGUAGUACCAUUGACUCAGCGCUCGGGAGUACUUCAGUGGUGCGAAAAUACCCUGCCUCUGAGUUCCAUAUUAGUUGGCGAGGAGGGUCUGCAUCGCAAGUAUUAUCCCAACGAUUGGUCACCAAACGAUUGCAGAACGAGACUUCGGUCGGCCAAAACGAAUCCAGCCAGGCUAUACGACGUUUUUAUCGAGUGUUGCAAACACCUGCAUCCAGCCUUCCAUCACUUUUUCACGGAAAGUUACUUAUCGCCGGAAACUUGGUUUGAAAGACGUUUGGCAUAUACACGAAGCGUUGCGACGACUUCUAUCAUUGGAUAUAUUUUGGGUUUGGGAGACCGACACGUUUCAAACAUUCUAAUUGAUGAAUCAACGGCAGAAGUUAUUCACAUUGACUUUGGCAUAGCUUUUGAGCAAGGCAAAGUAUUGCCAACUCCUGAAACCGUUCCAUUCAGACUCACAAGAGACAUAGAAGCAGCAAUGGGUGUCUCGGGCGUCGAGGGAACCAUGAGACGUUGUUGCGAAGAAACCAUGACUGUACUUCGAGAACAUAGAGAAAUUAUUGUCACACUCUUGCGCGUGCUGCUAUACGAUCCGCUGUAUUCGUGGGCCAUAACACCGGCCAAAGCGGCUACUUAUCAGAGCGAAUACUCGUCGCGCUCCAUCGACGGCAAAGAGAGCAAUUCUCCAGGAAACGUUGAAACGAACAAAUUGGCAGAAAGGGCUCUUUUGCGCGUACAGCAAAAGCUUCAAGGUAUCGAAGAGGGCGUAGCAUCGAGCAUUCCAGGUCAAGUGGAGCGAUUGAUUCAGCAAGCUCGUGAUCCUAAAAAUUUGUCCAAACUUUUCGAAGGCUGGCAAGCUUACUUAUAAAAAUAUAUAUUUCAGCUCACAUUUCAUGGGUACUGUCUGAUUUUAAUUUAUAAUUCAAUUAUUUUUUUACUGUUUUACUUGACAUUGUGUUAAAUGUUGUGAAGUUGUUUUAUGAAUCUUAAGAGAGAACUUGUGAUAAGUGCGCCUUUACAUUUUAAGUUAGAAUGCUAAAAUCGUUCAAUUUUUAAAUCGGAGAGCAUUUAAAUUUCCAGACCAUAAAUGUACAGUAGGUUUUAUCAAAAUUUCAGUUGGAAGUAUAUUAUAUAGCAGACUUCAUAGAGCUGAGUUCAUAUUAUUGUAAAGCACUACCAUUCUGCUUUUUUCGUAUAUAAUUUAUGCUGAAAUCAUUACCAAAUAUAUUACAAUAAAGUUAUUAUAUUUUUA